AUGUCCCGUCAUGAAGGUGUCAGCUGUGAUUCAUGCAUGAAAGGAAACUUCCGCGGUAAACGAUACAAGUGUUUGAUUUGUUAUGAUUAUGACCUGUGCUCCACUUGUUACGAUGCUGGUGCAACUACUACAAGACAUACCACAGAACAUCCAAUGCAGUGCAUACUCACAAGAGCAGAUUUUGAUGUAUUCUACGGAGGUGAAGCUCUGACAGCAGAACAGCCUCAAGCAUACACUUGCCCAUAUUGUUCUAGGAUGGGGUUUUCAGAGAGUAGCCUUCAGGAGCAUGUUACGGCAGAUCAUUCGGAUACUUCCGCAGAAGUGGUUUGUCCUAUCUGUGCUUCUUUACCAGGAGGAGACCCAAAUCAUGUGACUGACGACUUUGCAGCUCACUUAACUGUUGAACAUAGGACACCCAGGGAUUUCGAUGAACCCCCUGGACUCCGCCAUGUACGACGCAUUCCACAUCCAGGUCGAGGUGUCGGUGGUUCGAGAACACGCCGUGCCAACAUGCAACACUUUGGCACGGGUGGCUCCACCCUGACAGGUCUUUCACCAAGUAGCAGAGAGAACAUGGAUCCAAUCGCAGAGUUGUUGUCACAGCUGUCGAGUGUCAGGAACCGUGCUGCGGCAGCACAGAGUGUGCCCUCACAGCUCCAGCAGUUGGAGAUGCAGUUACAGUCUACAAGACAACAGCUGGAACGCCUGCCACAGAGACCACCAGCAGAGCAGUGCAAGCCACCAGCCACAAGCCACCCUGUUCCCUCACAGUCAGAGCCAGCUAGCGUUUCAGGUGCUGCGGCCAAGUCAGAUUCCCAGUUUCUUCUCACAAAAUUGUGUGCAGAGAGUUCUUGCAAUGAUUUGGGUGCAAAUGCAGGAGAGAGUGAUCUUUUGCAGCGCAAUAUGUUUGCGCAGGAGCUGUUGCUAUCUACAUUAACAGAACAGCUGAGUUUGAUAGCAGAUGUUGAUGCAGAUGAUCCCAGUUACAUCCUGGAAACCCUUCGUUCUCCGGGAGUAGAGGGUGAACAGAGUUCACCAUCCGCUCCAAAGGAGAACAGAAAUACAAAUGGGUCCCAUGCCAAACAGCAGAACACCCGAACGGCAAACACAGCUGUGGGAGGAGCCGUGGAUAAAACAGCCGAAGGUAGGGUAGCUAAGCCAGUGUCUGCUGGACCGGUGAAGGACAGUUCCUGGGGCUAUGUGGACAGUGCUGCGUCAGCCGGCAGUCCUCGCCAAGUCUGUAGUCCCAUCACUGUUGCAAACUCUGUGGCUAUUCAUAACCCACAUCUAGGGUCUUCGGGAGGGGUAACUUUAGUACCAGGCAGGGCUACAUCUGUUCCCCAUGGGGGUAGGGACAGGGGUUUGAAUCCUGCUUCAGCCAAACGGAGCAUGCUCAAACACAUGCCUCCACCACGGGGAGCUACAGACACAGACCAGCCACCCCAUUAG
Messenger RNA from Candidula unifasciata, 1449 nucleotides. The record is from the annotation of a GenBank genome assembly. NCBI's taxonomy places the organism in Eukaryota, Metazoa, Mollusca, Gastropoda, Stylommatophora, Geomitridae.